AUGCAUCCAGAUGUUUCUGCUGUGGCCAAGGAUCGCAAGCCGGCUCUCAUCACGUUGAUGGCCCACCUCAUGCGAUGGCCAGAUACAACACUCGGCUUAAGGUUUUUCACGGGGUUCAAGUUGUUGGGAGUCAUUGGGAGUCCGGGCAUUUGCCGUGAAUUGCAUGAGGACGGCCUUCAACAGCUCGGGCUUCAAGCUCUCCUCGGCGAACAUGCCAAGCGCAUCGCUGCCAGUGUUGAGCUGUGCCUGCCGCGAUUCCCGUAUGCGGCAGAAGCCAAGGGGUUCACUCUCGAGGAAGAGCUUGAUUCAUUGUUGGUGCGGGGCAAUCAAUGGCCUCAAUGCGUCGGUUCAUGUUGGCACAGCUGA
Symbiodinium sp. CCMP2592 is the source of this 366-nucleotide messenger RNA. The record is from the annotation of a GenBank genome assembly. Lineage: Eukaryota; Dinophyceae; Suessiales; Symbiodiniaceae.